Microdochium trichocladiopsis is the source of this 1252-nucleotide messenger RNA. RefSeq lists its product as uncharacterized. Bases 35 to 1063 code for a protein of 342 amino acids. The record is from RefSeq and is a predicted model, not a curated record. Gene Ontology annotation, molecular function: ATP hydrolysis activity; nicotinamide-nucleotide adenylyltransferase activity. NCBI's taxonomy places the organism in Eukaryota, Fungi, Ascomycota, Sordariomycetes, Xylariales, Microdochiaceae. The transcript has a single exon. Gene Ontology annotation, cellular component: nucleus; cytoplasm.
GACUUGUGAACUUCAACCGUCUUGACACCAACUCAUGAUGAUGCCUGGAAAACAGGAAGGUGACGCUAUGGCUGGAAGCACAGCGACAUCGAAGCUCUUGCCGUUCUUCACGGCAGCACUCAAGACAUUUCAGCACUCCAGCAAGACAUUUGCCGUGCUGUGCUCCGUUGCAACGACCACCACCACAGCUACCGAGCUAGCACCGCCGUCCCCGCCGCAUCCAUCACCGCGGACUUUACUCGUGCUGGAUUCCUCAUUCAACCCGCCGACUGUCGCCCAUCGGCGUAUGGUCCUCUCCGCGCUGUCCGACGUCAAAUACGCACAUGAUUCCUCGCGGGUCCUGCUCCUGCUCGCCACCAGCAAUGCUGACAAGGCGCCCAAGCCGGCGGCGUUUCCGGAACGGUUGGCCAUGAUGUACAUCUUUGCCGAGGACCUUCUUGCACAGUAUCUGAGCAGCGAGGGCGCUUCGGGCCCGUCGCCGUCGUCACCGUCGUCGUCUAGUGGGGGCGGACUGAGCGGCGUCGACAUCGCCGUCACCACGGAGCCGUAUUUCCACAGCAAGAGUGCCGCAGUGCACCGGUCCGGCUUUUACCAUCCCACAUCCCAUGCGGCGGCGGCGGCGGCGGUAGCGGAUGGCAGUGAGGAUGUUCCGCGUGAGGGACAACAAGCGACGGAACAAGUCUACCUCACGGGUUUCGACACGCUCAUCCGCAUCUUCAACAGCAAGUACUACCCGGGGCAGGCCAUGUCGGAUGUGCUGGAUCCAUUCUUUGCACACUCGAGCCUGCGCGUGACGAUGCGCACCGACGCAGACUGGGGCGAUGCAGCGGAACAGGAGGCAUACCUGGACGAGCUGCGCGGUGGUAAAUUGGACGAGAUGGGCGGCAGGACAGAAUGGGCAGAUAAAAUUGAGAUGACAGCUGGCCGGAAGGAGGGCGAGGACGUGGUUAGCAGCACCAAGGUCCGCGAUGCGGUCAAGAGACAAGACUGGGGGGGACUCGAGGGUUUGACGAGCCCCGGUGCUGCCAGGUGGGUGAGGGAGCAGAAGCUUUAUGAAGAGUAGGCUUUCCAAAUGGGCCUUCGAGGUUAAGCACGGUGCUUGUCAUUGUCACUUCAGUAACAAAGCGACAUUGAUCUGGAUUGUUGCAUACAAGACUGUGUAAGACCAUGUUAUGAGGAUAGACAUUGAUUGCAUUGCAAUUUGACGAAAUAGAGGUUUGAGAAUAGUCACAAAUGAUAAUUGAUACCAUGC